ACUUGGACACGAUAACAUUGUCAACUUCCCGACUAGAAUGGAUAACACUCUUGAUCUUGUGUUCACAAAUGACGCAGGAGUAUUUGAAGCUCGAAAAAGAGACCCACUACUAAAUUCAGAUCACUGUAUCAUAAGAAUAUUGCCCAAAGUAUAUGGAAAGCAGCACAAAAAAGUCUUCUCACACCUUGGAAAGAAAACACAACACAGGCUAUAUGCUGGGACUACCAAAUGCAAAACUCCACAAUACCAUAUCUGGCACAGCUGUUAUAUGAUGAGAAAUCCUUUAGGUAUGAUACGAUAAACUUACUGCGGCACUCUAACAAAUAGUCUCAUCAGUUUUUGUUUUCCUUUUCUCGUUACUAUCACACUGUUGUUCUCAUCUUCUAUCACACAUCAACUUUAUAUUUCAUAUCCUGUGGUGCAUUGUUUGAAAUAUAAACGCUACGCUGUUUUUUAUUUAUCUUUCUUUUGGCAUUGUUUUUUUAUUUAUUUGUUUUUUUCAAUUUUAAAAAUCUUAUAAAAUUUAUGAGGUAAUUAGAUGCAA
This is a messenger RNA of Trichobilharzia regenti, 544 nucleotides long. The record is from the annotation of a GenBank genome assembly. Lineage: Eukaryota; Metazoa; Platyhelminthes; Trematoda; Strigeidida; Schistosomatidae.